AUGUCACCUGAGCCGGAGAAGCCCAAGAAGGCCCCGAGAAAACACGUCACGACGGCUUGUGUGCCGUGUCGUGAAAGCAAGAUCAGGGUAUGUAUCCUGCCUCUCCCCCACGCCCAGAGAUCGGCGGGAGCAUCUAAUUCGGCCCGGUCUACCUUCAGUGUGACGGAUCGACCCCCCAUUGUCAAAAUUGUCAGCGGAAGGCCGGCUAAUGCCAGUUUCAGGGUAUCGCUUCGAGCAGCAACAGAGCUGUUCUCGGCACGUAUCGAUCAGCUUAUCCAGUUUAUCCAUUGUCAAGGAUUGGAGCCCCCACCGAUGAAGCCCGAUGAUGAGGCGGGGAUGAAUCGGGUGCUAGAUACCCUCCAGAUUCCUCGUGGAUUUGCCAGAAAUACAAGCCCCUUGGAUGAGAACCAGAAGCAGAAAGUAGGCAUCAUGAACACCGGAGCGGUAGUUACACCUCCUGUUCAGAGCCCGCCCACAAUUACCCCCCCGGCUCAGUCGCAGCAGACAGCCGAGACACCGACACGUCCAGAAGUCUCACCUUCUCACAGCAUGAUUCCCAACCAGCAAUUACCCUCGGCCGUGGAACCUUGGAAUCCAUUUGGGAUGGUGCGGGGUGUUCCCGAAAACCAGAACUUUGUACACUGGGGGUUUACUCUUCCCACCGCGGAAAGCCUUGAUAACCUCUACGCCAAUAUCAAUGGUGGGCCCGGACUGCCACUGAACACGGGAUUGAGCCCAGAUAGCUUCCAGCUUGGGAUGGAUAUGGCGCAGCAGCCCGGUGUGCUGCUCAGUCAAAUUUCCAAUAACCAGGACCACGAAUCUGAGUCCGGCGAGGAAAACGAAGCUGAGAGUGAUGUCAUUGAGCAGCUGUCUCACAGAAUUGGAACCCUGAAGAUUGCUGGAGAUGGCCAUUUGCGAUUCUAUGGUGCCACAUCAAAUUUGAACCUAGUCGAUGUGUCAGCAACACAGCAACGACAGCGUCCAGAUGCACGCACUGUGCGCCAUGAUGGACAGGAUAUCCUGAAUCAUCUCCGUGUCGGUCAAGCUGUGGACCAGGCUCUGGAGGACCACCUCGUGGAGCUCUACUUUACGUGGCAAAACCCCAGCAUUUAUGUUGUGGACAAAGACAUGUAUAUGACUGCCCGUGCUAAAUGGCGGAACGAGUUCGAUGAUACUCCCUUCUACUCCGAGGUUCUCACCAAUGCCAUGUGCGCGAUUGGAAGUGCUUUCGAGGCCCGAUAUCAUCCAACGUUCAUAACCUUUCCCAAAUCGCUUGCCGAAUUCUUUGCAGAUCGAGCCAAAGCGCUACUGGAGAUUGAGCUAGAUUCCCCGUGCGUGGCAACAGUCCAGGCACUUGUACUUAUGAGCUGCCACGAGGGUGCUUCGAACCGUGACGCUCGGGGUUGGCUAUAUAGUGGGAUGUCCAUGCGGCUUGCUUUCGACCUGGGUCUGCAUUUGGACAUGACGUCGUAUGUCAAGCAGGGUGAUAUUAGCUCACAUGAAGCGGAUGUUCGACGGGCGGCGUUCUGGGGUAGCUAUGUUGCAGACCAUUUCUGGGGCUUCUAUCUGGGCCGUCCGUUCCGCAUGAAUGCUGGAGAUGUCAGUGUUCCUAAACCCGCUUCCACGCUCGGGGUGGAGAAAGAAGGGAUUUGGCAUCCGUAUGGACUCCAGUCCGCCCCGAAGCUGUUGGAGAGUGGACUCAAGAAUCCUACUGAACUCAUUUGUCGACAAUUCGUUGUUUUAUGGGAGAUGAUUUCUCCCGUGGGCCACAUAUUGUACGGCUGUUCUGAUAUUUCUCGACAUGACUUGCAAAGACUGUGCUUCCAGGUGACCGAAGACCUAUUCGCCUGGAAAGCGAACUUGCCUUCAGCGCUGGAAAUCGACUUGAACGAUGACACGACGCCACGACUACCACAUUUACUCAUUCUGCACAUGCAAUAUCAUCAGAUUAUCAUUUUCUUCCACCGACCAUGGGUGUCCAAGAGCUAUAUCCAACCACGCAGUCCUCGUCAAGGACCUGGAUAUCUCCACGCACGACGGAUGUGCGUCGAGUCUGCAACUGCGGUUGCACGUCUCCUGUGUAUAUAUGAGAAACACUUCACUUUCCGUCGCAUGAACAAUCAGGUUGUCGCGAUCAUCUUCAGCGCGGCACUCAUGCUACUCUUUGUUACAGUCUCCAGUUCUCCACUGAUGCCGACUAAAGCUGGUGAGAGCAUCGCCACGCAUCCACGUAAUGCUGAGAUGGUCGCAUAUUUGAAUCUUUGCUUCCGCGCACUUGAUGAACUUGGCCAGUCCUUUGAAAACGCUAAGCGCACACGCGACUACCUUGUGACCCUACAGCGACGCUGGCAAGCACAUAUGCGGCGCGCCGGGCCGGGCGCUAAACGGCAAAUUAGUAGCGCGAACCUGUCGACUCUUUCCUCGCAGCAACCCGCUACAUCCUUGCAGGCAAACCGUACUACCCAGGGACCCGAUGCUUCUCGGAAGAAGUCUCGCCUCGUCGAGCCUGGUACAAUAUCCUCUCGUCCACGGCACAACUCUUCGAACUCAGUUGAUACUCAGCUCCCUUCCAACCAUGCCCAAUCCUACCAAGGCUCUACACCUAUUCAACCUCAACUUUCACACAGGAAGCCCUCACAGUCAUAUCAGCUUCAGCCCCAGUCCUUUCCCAAUCAACCUGGCGAUCUUAACUGGAUCCGCGACUCAGACCUGAAUCUCCUUUCGAACGGCCACGUCAACGGAAGUGGGGAUAAUCCCUUAAAUUCACUUCCAGUAUCACAUUUCAGCAAUGAUACAAAUAUGUUGCCAGAUUUGGGAGAUAUCGAAGGGUGGUGGAGUCCAACUGGGAAUUCAUGA
Messenger RNA from Penicillium macrosclerotiorum, 2856 nucleotides. Its product is annotated as transcription factor domain-containing protein. The transcript is spliced from 2 exons. Lineage: Eukaryota; Fungi; Ascomycota; Eurotiomycetes; Eurotiales; Aspergillaceae. Gene Ontology annotation, biological process: DNA-templated transcription. The coding region runs from base 1 to 2856 and encodes 951 amino acids. The record is from RefSeq and is a predicted model, not a curated record. Gene Ontology annotation, molecular function: DNA binding; zinc ion binding.